This is a messenger RNA of Micropterus salmoides (largemouth bass), 11062 nucleotides long. Its product is annotated as plasma membrane calcium-transporting ATPase 1-like. The transcript is spliced from 22 exons. Gene Ontology annotation, molecular function: PDZ domain binding; P-type calcium transporter activity; ATP binding. NCBI's taxonomy places the organism in Eukaryota, Metazoa, Chordata, Actinopteri, Centrarchiformes, Centrarchidae. Gene Ontology annotation, biological process: regulation of cytosolic calcium ion concentration; calcium ion transmembrane transport. Bases 779 to 4450 code for a protein of 1223 amino acids. The record is from RefSeq and is a predicted model, not a curated record. Gene Ontology annotation, cellular component: membrane; intracellular membrane-bounded organelle.
CAGCUCCCCUGCUACCCAGGAAAAGACGCUGAUCCGGACGUUGGGUCUUUUCUCCGGUCCUGUUUGAAUGUGUCGGACCCCCCUCCCCUCCCCGCAGUCCCACCCACCGCUCUCCAACACAAACACACCACCAGUCCUCAUUUACUGGAUCUGCUCUUUGCUACCAGAGCCUUUACCUCCUCUGCUUUUAUUUCAGGAGAAAGAAAGGAGGGGUGUUUGUUUCUUCCCUUAAACGGAUUGAUUUCUGACUUGAUUCUGGAUCUGGUUUGUUCUCCUUCCACCGGGGCUGCCGCUGCUGGACCAGAGCUGAUGCCCCCGCGAAUGUAAUUAAAUGUCAAAGAAACUGGUUUAAACCGCGGAACAAAGGGACGUUGAAGAUAUUUCCACCACCCGGUGUGUCAGUCAUUUUUCCACCACUGCAGUUGUCAAGUUGGAGCCUUGCUGAGAAAUGGACAAGCCCCUCUAAACUGAAGACGCUGCUCUGCACUCACAAACACAGGACUUGAUUUUUGGACGAGGAUCUCCCUCCCCACACAUUCCCCGAGUGGAGCAACAAGCCAGCAGAACAUGUUCACUCCCUUGUUUCACAAGAGGAGCAUGCACGUCCGGGUCAGGAGUUAACCUCUGAGCUCAUCUCCUCCACCUGCCUCCUUUAAGAACUACACUACCCGCAAUUUCUGUGAACUGACUACUCGGUCUGACAUUUAGAUCAGUUUAACAAAGAGACACUCAGAGGAACAAAAACUACAAUAACAACACUGCUGUGAAGAGGACCAACAUGGCCAACAACACGGCAGACCACCCUCCGGGGAAUUCGGUUGCAGAGGGCAACCAUGACGGGGACUUUGGGGUGACCGUGGCAGAACUGAGAAACCUGAUGGAACUGCGGAGCUCUGAGGCCGUCAACAAGAUACAGGACACGUAUGGAGACGUGCAGGGCCUGUGCCGCCGGCUGAAAACAUCACCUAUAGAAGGUCUGUCUGGUAACCCCGUUGAUUUGGAGAAACGUCACGCGUUGUAUGGCCAGAACUUCAUCCCCCCCAAGAAGGCUAAGACGUUCCUGCAGCUGGUGUGGGAGGCUCUGCAGGACGUCACGCUUAUAAUCCUGGAAAUCGCUGCCAUCAUCUCUCUGGGCCUGUCUUUCUACCAUCCACCAGGGGGUGACAGUGAAGCAUGUGGCCAGGUUGCAGGCGGUGUCGAGGACGAGGGUGAGUCCCAGGCUGGGUGGAUCGAGGGUGCCGCUAUCCUGUUCUCGGUCAUCAUUGUGGUCCUGGUGACGGCCUUCAAUGAUUGGUCUAAGGAGAAGCAGUUCCGCGGGCUGCAAAGUCGCAUCGAGCAGGAACAAAAGUUCACUGUCAUCCGUAAAGGCCAGGUCAUCCAGAUCCCUGUGGCUGAGAUUGUGGUGGGAGACAUUGCUCAGAUCAAAUACGGAGACCUGCUGCCUGCUGAUGGGAUCCUGAUCCAAGGCAACGACCUGAAGAUCGAUGAGAGCUCUUUGACAGGAGAGUCCGAUCAGGUUCGCAAGUCUCUGGAGAAGGACCCCAUGCUGCUGUCCGGGACCCAUGUAAUGGAAGGAUCAGGCCGGAUGGUGGUGUCAGCCGUCGGCCUCAACUCUCAGACCGGCAUCAUCUUUACUCUUCUGGGCGCCAGCGAGAACGAAGAAGAGAAGAAGGUCAAGAAAAGUAAAAAACAAGGACCCCCCGAAAAUCGCAACAAAGCCAAAACCCAGGAUGGCAUUGCCCUGGAGAUUCAGCCGCUGAAGAGCGAUGAGGCUGCCGAGUCGGAGGAGAAAGAAGAGGUCAAACCAGUGAAGAAGGUCAACGUGACUAAGAAGGAGAAGUCUGUGCUGCAGGGCAAACUGACCAGACUGGCUGUACAGAUUGGCAAGGCUGGUCUGAUCAUGUCGGCUGUGACCGUCAUCAUCCUCAUCCUCUACUUUGUGAUCGACAAUUUCGCGGUCCAGGGUCGGUCCUGGCUGGCAGAAUGCACCCCCAUCUACAUUCAGUACUUUGUCAAGUUCUUCAUCAUUGGUGUGACAGUGCUGGUGGUGGCUGUUCCUGAGGGGCUGCCGCUUGCCGUCACCAUCUCUCUGGCCUACUCCGUCAAGAAAAUGAUGAAGGACAACAACCUGGUGCGUCACCUGGACGCCUGUGAGACCAUGGGCAACGCCACAGCCAUCUGCUCGGACAAGACUGGCACGCUUACGAUGAACCGCAUGAAGGUGGUGCAGGCGUACAUUGGUGACAAGCACUACAAAACCGUCCCUGAACCCGACGCCAUUAAACCAGAGACUCUGGAAAUGAUGGUCAACAGUAUCUCCAUCAACUCGGCGUACACCACCAAGAUCCUGCCUCCAGAGAAAGAAGGUGGCCUGCCCCGCCACGUGGGCAACAAGACUGAGUGUGCUCUGCUGGGCCUGGUGCUGGACCUGAAGAGGGACUACCAGCCAAUCAGAGAGGAGGUCCCCGAAGAGAAACUGUACAAGGUUUACACCUUUAACUCAUCCCGCAAGUCCAUGAGCACGGUGCUGAAGAACCCUGAUGGAGGCUUCCGCAUGUACAGCAAAGGAGCGUCAGAGAUCGUCCUGAGAAAAUGCUCUCGUAUCUUGGACGCCCAGGGUCAGCCUCGGAUCUUCAAGCCAAAGGACCGUGACGAAAUGGUGCGUAAGGUGAUUGAGCCAAUGGCGUGUGACGGGCUGAGGACCAUCUGCGUGGCUUACAGGGACUUUCCCGCCGAGGCUGGAGAGCCGGAAUGGGACAAUGAGAAUGACAUCCUGAACGAGCUCACCUGCAUUGUUGUGGUCGGCAUCGAGGACCCCGUCAGACCUGAGGUACCUGAAGCUAUUGCUAAGUGCCAGCGUGCAGGCAUCACUGUACGCAUGGUCACUGGAGACAACAUCAACACGGCCCGCGCCAUCGCAACCAAGUGUGGCAUCCUUCUGCCUGGGGAGGACUUCCUGUGUCUGGAGGGCAAGGAGUUCAACCAGCAGAUCAGAAACGACAACGGAGAGGUUGAGCAAGAGCGUCUGGACAAAGUUUGGCCUAAACUGCGCGUUCUGGCUCGUUCUUCGCCGACAGACAAACACACUCUGGUCAAAGGCAUCAUUGACAGCACGGUGGGUGAAACUCGACAGGUGGUGGCAGUGACAGGAGAUGGUACCAACGACGGCCCAGCCCUCAAGAAAGCUGAUGUUGGCUUUGCCAUGGGAAUCGCCGGCACAGACGUGGCAAAGGAAGCGUCUGACAUCAUACUGACUGACGACAACUUCACCAGCAUCGUCAAGGCCGUCAUGUGGGGAAGGAACGUCUACGACAGCAUCUCCAAGUUCCUGCAGUUCCAGCUGACCGUCAACGUGGUGGCUGUGAUCGUGGCGUUCACCGGCGCCUGCAUCACACAGGACUCUCCUCUGAAGGCUGUCCAGAUGCUCUGGGUCAACCUAAUCAUGGACACUCUGGCGUCUCUCGCUCUGGCCACCGAGCCGCCCACCGAGUCUCUGCUGUUACGUAGACCGUACGGCCGCAACAAGCCCCUCAUCUCCAGGACCAUGAUGAAGAACAUCCUGGGACACGCCGUGUACCAGCUCGUCAUCAUCUUCACCCUGCUGUUCACUGGUGAGACGAUUUUCGACAUUGACAGCGGCCGUAACGCUCCCCUGCACUCACCGCCGUCGGAGCACUACACCAUCGUAUUCAACGUGUUUGUCAUGAUGCAGCUUUUCAAUGAAAUCAACGCCAGGAAGAUUCACGGAGAGAGGAACGUGUUCGAGGGCAUCUACCGAAACCCCAUCUUCUGCAGCGUCGUACUGGGGACCUUCGCCCUGCAGAUCGUCAUUGUUCAGUUCGGAGGGAAGCCGUUCUCCUGCACAGCUCUGACCAUCGACCAGUGGCUGUGGUGUGUGUUCAUCGGUGUGGGAGAGCUGCUGUGGGGACAGCUGAUCUCAGCCAUCCCGACCCACCAUCUGAAGUUCCUGAAGGAGGCAGGUCACGGCAGCACGAAGGAGGAGAUCCACGAGGAGCAGAUGACGGAGGGCGCCGACGAGAUCGACCACGCUGAGAUGGAGCUGAGGAGGGGCCAGAUCCUCUGGUUCAGAGGUCUGAACCGCAUCCAGACACAGAUGGAUGUGGUCUAUACCUUCCAGACGGGCCAGGCACCGGUGCCCGGUGCCCUGCGCCGCCAGCCGUCCGUCGUCAGCCAGCACAAUGACAUUAAGGUGGUGAACGCGUUCCGUAGCUCCCUGUACGCCGGGCUUGAGAGCCCAGAGUCCCGUAGCUCCAUCCACAGCUUCAUGGCCCAUCCUGAGUUCGUCCCACUGUCCGAGGAGGAGGCUCGCAUCCCCCCCAUCAAGGAGACUGGAGACGAGAUCGACCCCCUCCCCAGCGCCUCCUCUAGGUCGGGGGGAGGAGGAGAGCCGCCCAGCGCCUUCACCCACAGCCGCGAGUCAUCCAUCUGAGCUCCUUCUUCUCCUCCCUCCUCUCUGUCAGCAUCAUCUGUCAUCACACCAACUGAACUGUCGCACUGAGGAGGGAAGUCAUCACUCUGCUCAUCCCCUCAUUCUGCACACACACAUUCUUCACACCGUCUUCACCCCUCUCAGUCAUUCCUGCCACGUUGUGUUUUACAUACUGACUGUGGCAUCGUCCUGCCUGUAAGUUUGUCCCUCCACCACCACAAUCACACGCAUUGUAUCAGCAGAGGGUGGAGUCCAGAGUCUCCACUGUGGAAGGCUUGUCCUUGUCCAUUCAUGUAUAUUUUUUACUUGAUGAUCCUUUUGAAAAGCUUUUAAACUUUGUUGGGUUCGAUCUUUGGGGGACUCGCAGCAGCAUGUCGUGUUCUGUACUCGCUUCAUUCCUGCGUAACGCUCUCAAAAACGGCACCGAACUUUUCAAAAGAGUGCAGUGAUUCUCAUGUACAUACGCUUUUCGGCUCCUCCACACAGCUAAUAGCCGGGUUUGGUGAUCAGAAGAUUUUUAGGCAAAAGCAAAAAUGUAAUCUUUUUUUUUUUUCUUUUUUUUAACGAUCGUAAAAUCAUGGUUGAUUCAGACUCCUGAGAAUGUCUUGUGAGUGUGACACUACAGUCUUCAAGGUUUAGUUGUUUAAAAAAUUGUUCUUCCCUUUAUCGUUUUUGUAUGUGAUGGUUUUUCUUUAGCUGCUGUGUUGCAUGUGGAAGGACCGAAUGUUUACUACCCAAAAAUAUCUAACAUGGCGGCGCCCAGAGCAGAGCUGCUCAAUGGGGGUCUGAUCUCAUCUCAUCCAGUCAGGGUUCUGGUUCUCUCUGCCCCUCCCCCAGUACGUCCACAUUGUUGAUAGGAAGCACGAGUGUGGUUCAUGUUUCCCCAUCUAGUAGGAUGCAUGUUAUGUUUCAUUCGUGUUGAGUCGCAUGAUAACUUACGAAUGAAUAUUUGCGAUUGUGUUUAGACAUGUGUGUUAGUCUACAGCAGCGUCGGUUCAGAGCUCCACUAACUUCCUGUCUGUAGGACUGAACAUCCUGUUAACACAACAAGACAAGAGCUGACUCAUCAUUACUCAGCUCAUGUUGAGGAAACAGCAGGAGGGCAGCUAAAGCCCUGAAAUACUCCUUGCAGGGUUCGUCAAAGUAUUUGAAAGUUGGAGAAAUGCUUAAUUUGAACUUUUAUGUUUUCAAGGUUCGGAAUAUGCUUGAAUUCAAAUUAAGUCCUUGAAAAAUGCUUGAUUUUUAACAUAAUCUGGUGUUUCAUCUACACACUCUUUCAUGUAAACCAAAAAUCUUUUAAUAUUGAAAUGAAACUGUUUUUUUGUUUGACUUUUUUUUUUCUCCUGGCGUCUCACACCAGACGUGGAGUGGAGCUGCUUGACUGACACGGCCACGAAAUGAAAAGGGGGCGUUUUUGCGUUCCCCUCCACGUCAGGUAUAAACCCGACAUCAGGGCAUUGAAGAUAGCUAACUAACUAUUGUACCUGCUCAUCAGCUACUAGAGCUACUGAUUUUGUAAUUGAUUUAGUAACAUGCCUGGCUGUCUUUUUAUUGACAACUGGCUGGCAAACGAAAAAUAAAAAAAUGACUCCUAAGAGGAGCCAAAUUGAUUCAUAACUAGAUAAGUCUUUGCCUUGUUUAUUCCUAACCUGGAAAUUAGCAAGCAUUAAAUAAUCAUGUUCAAAACUAAUAUAAACAGCUGCUAAAAUAAAAGUGACAAUACAUUGAUUACUGUGGGUAUAAAAGAAUUUUUUAAACCAUUGCAAUUAAAAAAAAAAACAAUUUAAAUGUGAUGGUAAAGGCAAGGGGAGUCUGGACAUUUUUGCUUUAGGUACCUUGAAAGAGCUUGAAUUGCACUUUCUUGCACAAAUCUGUACGAACCCUACUACAGUAGGUGUAUCCAUAGGUGGACCUGUAGGCGAGUAAACUCUGCGUACAGUACGUGUGGCCCUAAAUUUUGUGGUUCCUUGCGAACGUGAUUCAUCCAUGCAUACCCAUGCUGGGUUGCACUGAUAAAAUGAGGCCGACAAGAAAGGAUGCAGCAUUCCCUGAAAAUUAUCUUUCCGCUCCAGUUGUCUAUGUUUGUACCAGCAACUGUGCACUGAGCUCGGUGCUGGUUUCAGUUCAAUUAGGUUAACAAAUAGACACAGACGGAAACGAAAAUACUCCAGGGAUGAACGUUAUCACUCAUUGUCCAUCAAAUGCCAGUCUUAUCUCCUUCCUCCUCCCUCUCUCUCUCUCUCUCUCUCUCUCUCUCUCUCUCUCUCUCUCUCUCUCUCUCUCUCUCUCUCUCUCUCUCUCUCUCUCUCUCUCUUUUUAUCUCCCCAGCUUCUCCCUCUGCCUGACAUGCUCAUAUUAGAUAAUACCCACCCUCUUAAUGUUUGGCAACCAGUCAAAAAUGACAGAUGACAACCUGUGACCGUGACACUGUGAGGCGACCCCCCCCCACACACACACACACACACACACACACACACACACACACACACACACACACACCCCCACCCCGCUAACCACUGCCCCACUGUGCCGUCCUCGCAGAUGACAAAAUGUCGACAUUUAAGUCACUUCUUUUAGGUUUGGACUCUCCAAACUGAACGCUACUGCCACAGGAUGAGGAAGUGCUCAUCCCUUUGUCUCUCAAAAUAAACGUCCUUAAGGAGACCUGGGUUGCAGGAGCACCAGAUUAGCCCCAGUUUACCUUGUCUUCUCCCCAGACACAUCCUCAAACUCUUCCUGGUGACUCAUGAUGAUAAUGAUGUUUUAUAAUGUGACUCAGAUUUAAAGUAGAACUACUGCACCUCUGUAAUAAAAACACAAAGACUAAUAACAAUUUAACCAUUUAGAGGCUCUCAAGCGUGCCCACAUAGUCUUUACAUUGGCUUUAGAUGUAAUCUCUGCCUCUGAAAUUAGCUUUGUGUUAAUUUUGAACACGUUAAAAUAGGAAUGUCUCCACUAUCGAUGAGUCUGUUUUUGUGUCAGUUCAACAGACAGGAAGUUAAUAGAUCUCUGAACAAGGUCUGGACCGUCUGCCUGUGUUCAGGACAAAUCUUAGUACCAGUUCUGAUGUUUUUGUUCCCCUUGUUUGUCAGAUUUUCUGAACAGAAACUAAAUCAGCUGUCAGUGACAUCACACAGCGAGCAGCAGAGAAGGUGUUUGAUCGUCAUCCCUCUCCGCUCUGCUGUGUUUGAUUAACAGACGUCAGUGUGGCGGCCACGCUGAGGUUUAUGGGAGACUGACGAUGUCACCAGUCGGCCUGUAGAGUUUCAUCCACUGUGUGUCCCCGCUGCCGCUCAGUAUGUUCUGCCUGCCAUUGUCUGCAGAUUACUGUCUUAAAAGAAGAAGAAAUCAUCUUCCAAUCAGAAGCAGCGAUGCAUCUAAUCCCCGCAAAGUCUGACUAGCAGCCAUCAACCUAUCAAUGAACCAGGACACGUUAUUGAAGUAAUGUGCUACUACUGCCAUAUUUCCAGCUUUUUGUCAUGACUAGGUUCUUCCUCUCCCCUCUGAUGAGCUUUUUCUAUGUAACUCAGAGCCAUAUUUUAUAGGUUGUCUGUAUUGUUUUUUUUAUCUCAUUAUUAUUGAGGUUUCCUUUGGACUUUCUCACCCCUGACCCCCCUCCCCUGGCCCUUUACUCCAAACACGACCAAAAAGCAAGGAGAAAAUCUUCAGUCGUCACUGCCGAACCAAGUUUAAAGGACCUCUACAAUGUUUACAUGAAAAGCAAGUGGGUGGCAGUUCGCCUGCGCUUCUCUCAUCCGACCACUUCCCUUUCAUUCCCUUACUUUCCUGAAUCUUAGAGUUACUAUUUAACUAAAUGGGGAAUCUUUCUUGCAUGUUUUUCAUAUAAAAUUCAAUGUUUUGCUCAUUUUUUACAAUUCUUCUGUAUUUUUAUAUUAAGUACUUUUUAAUAUUUUGGAGAUAUAUGAAUAUAUAUGUAUAGGCUGAAGAGUUUGGUGACAGUGCAGUACAUGAAUGAGAUGAAUCUAUCGUGGACUCUGUCUUUUUACAGCUCUCUAAAUAUUUAUGCCACGUGUGUCGUCUUGGUCACCUGAUGUUAGGGCUCAGAAACCUGCAGUGACUUGUUUACUUCCUGUUGGCCGUUCAAUUGGAAUCUCAACAAUCUAGUUCCAUCAGCCCCCUUUUACAUGAGCAUAUUCACGUUAUGUUGUGAUACACUACACGCUAUGUGAUUUGCAGUUAUCCAACUCCAUUAGAGUUCAGCAAAUGCAACAUGAAUACAGCUAACUGUAUCUAACAUUAAACGGGAGUGUAUAAUUAUUUAUCCAACCGCUGGGUUUCUUUGUUUUUGUACUUUGAAGCUACUACGACUGAUUUCUUUGAAUGAGUGGACUGACUCUGUUUUCCAACUGGCUGUUGUUGGAGCUGACGACUUUAAAGAGGAUCAAAGCUGUGUCCCGCUUCAGGCACCGCCUCCUUUGAAAGGGGCGUGGCCUAUGAAGGCGUGUCUGCCCCUUUUCCAAAAAAUGAGCUCCAAUCCCUUUUAGACAAACCAAAACUGAGAAAGUAACCUGAGGACCAAAGCAUAUGUGCACAAGUGACUCUUAUUUUUAUUAACUGGCCUUGACCCAGUUUCCCAAAAGCAUCUUCAGGUUAAGACGAUCCUAGUCCAAUUGUAAGUCUAUGGGCUCUGAUCCAAAUCGGACUUGAGGACAGUUAGACCUGGGCCAACACAACCUGAUUAGACUGAAUAUAAUUUGAACCCAGCUCGACUUGGGUCUUGGGUCAGGUCUAGUUUCCUCUCUUCGUUAUUAGUAAGUAAUUCCAGUAUUACUGUGACCAGGAGCUGUAAUACCUUUAGUAAGUUUGUAUUUGGAGUUUUUGUUGAAACUUCUAUUUUGGUAUUUGAACAUCCCACAACGGCUCUGUACAGAACAGUUUUUGUUCAUUUGAAGAUGUUUCUUUCACUGAUUUGAGCGUCUGUUGCUGUACAUGUUUGCAGACUGUGGGGUGAGGGGGCUAGGUGGGCUGUCUAAUUAUUACUAGGGCCCCAAAAAGACUUGGGCAGGCCCCGGACCACAGGUUGCGUCGUCAAAAUUCAGUCCAAAGAAGGAAGAGACGCCACUUUUUUCAGCUUCAUUCCUAAUUUUAUAUUUGGUUGUGAAUUUCGGACAUUAAAGAAGGCGGAGCCUGUGACGGGACACGGCUGCAGCUGUAGAUCAUCGCCAUUUUAUACAACUACUAACUUCAGAAACAUUUCCUGGGAAGAGAGCAGGACUGUUAAAGCGCUCAUGACAUUGCGCUCUUUCUGCCGUGUGUGUUGGUUAUAAAUGAGACACAGACGACGUUUCCUCUUAGUUUUCUGCUGAAUCUGACCUUUGCUCCUACAGUCAGUGCAAUGUAAAUAUUGUCUUAUAAGUGAAUGAAGUGUACCUGCUGUCUGUGUCGGUGACAGGAAAUGGGGAGAGGGGGCAAUCAGCCAAUCAUCACCCAGCAAAGCUUUAAGAAUGUUCUGCCAAAGUCGUUCUCCGUUUUCUUUUCUUCUUCUGCACAAGUUUGUUUUAGAAAGUUUGACAUGACCCCCCUCCCUUCCUCCCUCCCUCCCGCCUGGUUAAGAUUGUCCCUCUGCUCUUGCCAUGGCCUUGAUGUGGCUGUGGUGGUCGUCUCUUGGACUGGUUGCCCUCACGUCUCAUGCCAGGUGCACAGUACAGCACCGCCAUCAGAGGCUCCAGACCUGUUUGUGCUUGUGGUUUCAACUGCAUCACAAAUAUAACAGUCCAGGACGAGACUCGGCAGACGAGACUUGGGGGGGAAAAAGAAGGAACUCGCUUCUUAUCCAGUCGGAUUUUGACUGCGGGUCUUCCUCUUCAGAGCACUGCCUCUUUCAGAACAGCUUCCUGUCAUCGGAUAUUAAGGAAUUCUUUGGAGAAUCUUCACAUCCACUUCAUUUGCUAAUUAAAAAAAUGUUUCAAAUAAACUGGAUUAUCAAAGUUGGAAAAGUCAUAACCACUUAACACAUAUAUCUAUAUAUUUAUAUAUUAUCUCUGUAUAUUUAUAUCUAGUAUAUAUUUAUGUAUAUAUAUAUAUAUAUAUACAUAGAUAUAAUUAGAUAUAAGUAUAUAGAUAUAUAUGGUUUCUCAGUUGAACUUCAUUGCAAAAAAGACUGAAAAAGAUUUGUUUUCUGUAAUUACUAUGAUACACAGUAAUAGGCGUUGGUGUUAUUUUUGUAUAAACAUAAUAUCAUCUAUGUGGCAUGCAUGACAUAUAUACAAACUUUGGUGGUUUAAAGCAAUAUGUCCAACCUGGUGCGAUUGGUUCUGUCGUGUUCUGUGUAGCCUAAAGCCACUCUGUGCGAAAAGAGAUUUUAAAAAAAAAAAAAAAAAAAUUGAGAGAAACUGCAUUCGGAUAAAACUAACCGUUCAGUAUAUGUGUUCAAUGUUCUGUGUUCUGCAUGUUUUAGUAUGGAAUGAAACAUCCCAAAAGUUUGACUUGUUUUUCAAAUGAAAAAUCUCAAAUACUCGCCCCAAACACAUGCAACAUUACACACACACACACACACACGCGCACACGCACACACACACAGACAGACACACACAUAUUUGCACUGUGAGGUGAAACACACUGAGGAAAUUAAACUGUGUGACUUCUGAUGGA